CUAUCUGAAGGACAAAAACAAAAACAAUCACUCUGUCAUUCUUUGUUCCAUUACGCAAUACGUUUGUGUUUUCUUCAGAGAAGGUUGCAGAGAUGCUCCAAGCGAUUCCCAAGGUUUUCAGCAAAAGGACGACCAUUUUUAGACAUUCAGGUAAAAAUAACUUCUUUUCACGAUGCAAGAGAGCUUCUAGGUAACUAAGGUGGGGAAGACGAAGUGGACGUGAUAUCAAUGGAGCCUAUCGCCAUGAUAGUGCCGCCGGAGUUGCAAGAUUCGCCCAGAACCACCACGCCGGAGAGUAGCACUAGUUCGAGCGCGGGUGGUGAUUCUGGUGACCGCCGUACUUCAACUUCGUCCAGCGAUACAUCCGCGGAUGAGACAUUCGGUGAAGCGGAUGGUGUUGGAGAAGUUGGUUACAGUGCUCCAGUGGCAAGUGCAGAGGCGGAGGUGGUUGUGCUUAAGGGGUGGGAGAGCAAGGUUAUCAACGGGAGAUUGGAUAACCUUUGCAAGGCCCCCAAAACUCUACCGGCUGGGUUUAGGUUUAGGGCGGUGCUGCAUCACGAAGUUGCAGAUGGCGCAGCCAUAGUGAAAGGGUACAAGAAGUUAGAGGAGAUGGUGAGGCGAUACCAAAUCCCCAGGACCAUCCUGAUCCGAGCUGGGACACCAAACGAACGGGCGUGUUCAGUAUCACGGACGGGCUGGGUGCCAGUAUACGUAGACCAUUUUGACGUCGGUCUACGUUUUCCUCUGCCCAGACUAAUUUUUGACGUCCUGGCAGAGUACGAGCUGGCCCUUUCACAACUAACUCCCAACAGCAUAAAGUUUAUCAUAGGCUUUAUGCUGUUGUGUGAAAGGUUGGGGACGCUUGCAAAGGCGGUGGUCUUCAGGUCACUCUUCUUGUGCCGUUUGUGCCCGUCCACCAGUGGAAUGAGAUGGUACUACAUCUCGGGGAGAGAGAAGAUGAUGAUAUUUACCAACAUAAGAAACAAAGUAACGAGGUGGAAGAGACAGUUCGUCUUCGUUCGCGAUACACGAACAGAGAGAAUCAAUAACGAACUCGCCGCCCGUCUGUCAGAGUGGCGUACACCCAACGCAUAUAUGAACUACCCACAGUUGACUGUUGGUGAUGUCGACCUGAAGAACCGGCUGCUCGAUCAUGUGAAAGCGAGGGGUUUGGUGGAUUUGGAAGCCUUGGUUACCCUGGAGCAGAUCGCAUUACUUGGGUUUGUCGACGUGGCAAACCUGCACGGCGAAGCAUAUUGGAAAGGAAGCGUCAACGAGCUCAAGGCUCGAGGAACUAGGGAGCUGGGUCCAGUUCCUAACGUCAAACCCGCUUUGACGAGUGGUCGCCUGUUGCACCGGGGGCGCAGUUCGUCGCACCGAAGUUCGAGCUCAGCGCCAAGACCAUGUGCCGAGCAGAGAGUUGAAACUACGCCCUCGAGUUCGAGAAGGCGCGCGCGGGAGGACUCUGACGCAGAGGAUGACAUUCCCCUCAUCCGGCGGAGGACGAGUAUGGGAUCGCAGCUCACCCCAGCCGUUGCAGUGCGGCCUGCCAACGUGCUCCCAAUGCCAGCACGUGAGGGCAUGCAGAGCUUUGUGCCUCCUGCAGACCGGCAACGUGCGAAGGAGCACGUUCAACAGCAUGGAGGACAUGCUGCUCUAAUCAAGCUGAUGGAUGGAGGACGGGUGCAGAACCACGAGCUCCAACAGAGCUGCAAACAACUGGCCUCUGAGAAAGCCAGUUUGGCUGACGAGGUCAGUCGUUUGCAGAGCUCGGAGAUGGCGAACCGAGCGGCUUCAGCUGAAAGCCGAGCUGAUGAGUUAGCCCGCAAGGUUAACGAGCUGAGGGAGGAGCUUGAAAGAGCUCAGGCAAAGAAAGAGAGCGGCAUUCAAGUUGCGAAGGAGGAGGCCGGCCGUGCAGAGGACCGAGCCAAGAAGGCAGAGUCUGAUAGAGAGAGGACUCUGCACGAGCUGAACGCCCUAAAGGAGAGGGUCUCAAAAGCUGACCUGCAUGUCGCCCGGGCUGAGGCGUCCUUGGAGAAGACCAAGAGGCUCCACCAGCGUGACAUCUACUUUGCCCGUGCACAAGGGGUUGAGUGGCUGGUGCUGCGACACCAAGCUGACUUCCCGAUCGGCGAGCUGGCCUUCUUCAAGGAUAAGGAGAUCAACGAAGAAGGGAAGAGCCUCACCCAGCCAGCUGACACCCGGGUGAGGUUGAAGUGGGAGCUCAAUGAAGAGGGGCUGCCCGUGUGGCCCCCUUCUGUCAUUGAAGAGGGGGAGGACACGGAAGGGUUGCCAAGCUUUGAUGCUUGGGUGGCAGACCCCAAGGAUGUGCCUGUUGAGCCUUCCAACACUCCCCCAUCUGCUCAGCCUACCUCGGCCGCUGCUCUUACUCUCUCUCCUCCAGAUUGGUCAUCUCCAGCUCGAUUUGCUACUGCCUGCACAGACACAUCCAUCCCCGUCGACCUGACGAAUGAUUAGUUUAGGAUUUUUGUUGUUUCUUUUGCAUUUUUGUAUUGAUCAAUGAAAUUAUUCAUUAUGUACUUCAAUUGUAAAAGAACAUUGAUGAAAUACAACUUGAAUCUUUUCUUUUGAAAUUUCUGUAUUGAUUGCUGUGUAUUUUCUGCACAUUGUUAUUUACAGUUGAUUGACAAUAACUUGAAUAAAAUAAUAAUGUACAU
Molecule: messenger RNA, 2678 nt
Organism: Rubroshorea leprosula
Lineage: Eukaryota; Viridiplantae; Streptophyta; Magnoliopsida; Malvales; Dipterocarpaceae
Source: the annotation of a GenBank genome assembly